Molecule: messenger RNA, 3172 nt
Organism: Melitaea cinxia (Glanville fritillary)
Lineage: Eukaryota; Metazoa; Arthropoda; Insecta; Lepidoptera; Nymphalidae
Product: venom dipeptidyl peptidase 4-like
Exons: 17
Coding region: 1-2451 (816 amino acids)
Biological process (GO): proteolysis
Molecular function (GO): dipeptidyl-peptidase activity; serine-type peptidase activity
Source: RefSeq, a predicted model, not a curated record
AUGGCAAGCAACUCAACCAUGGAGAUGGGGACCAGCGCCCAGGUAUUGGUGGCAAGAAAGAAAUCAAGGAGAGUGACUUAUGGUAUUGCAUUCGUCGCUAUGUUGGUGACGAUCGGAAUUGUGAUCACGCUUGCUGUAGUGUUGACCGGGGAUGAUAGUUCCGCUGAACAGAUUAUAUCGACGACACAAGGUCCAACGAUUCCGACGCCGACGCUAAUACCUCCAUCAUCAACGACGACAACAACGACGACAACGACAACAACAGAAGCGCCGACAUCACCAAGUCCGGGCGAGAUAAAUUUAGACGAUAUCAUUAAUGGAGAGUUUUCCUCUCCCAUAUUUAACGGCACUUGGACAUCAAACGGUGAAGUGUUAUAUAGGAAUGCUAACGGUGAUCUGGUGUUGUAUAAUGUCGAAACAGAUAGCCCGACAGUCAUCGUAGCGAAUACAUCACAGAUUCUUCAACAAUCAAUACAAGUGGCUGCAUUAUCGUCGGAUCAGAGAUAUGUGGUGCUUUCUUUCAAUGAGGAUUCGAUAUAUAGACAUAGCUUCGAAGCUCGCUAUGCAGCGAUUGACAUCAUCACUAAUGAGGUGACAAACAUAGUUCCUCCUGGAGUUCAACCAGAGAACGCAAUAAUCCAGAACUUCGUCUGGGGACCGACGGGCACAUCACUGGCUUUCGUUUACAUGAAUAACAUUUACUACCAGCAGAACUUGACGUCUGCGCCUCUACAAGUCUCGACAACUGGACAAAGAGGAGUCAUUUAUAAUGGUGUACCUGACUGGGUAUAUGAAGAGGAGGUGUUCGGUUCGAACAAUGCUCUCUGGUUCUCUAGUAACGGCACAAAGAUGGCGUACGCGACAUUUAACGACACUAAUGUGAGGGUGAUGAAGAUACCGCACUUCGGUGUACCCGGCUCUCUGGACGACCAGUACACUGAACACCGCGAUAUACGCUACCCUAAGCCUGGUACUAACAAUCCACUGGUUUCUGUCAGCUUACGAGAUUUAGCUACCAAUGUUGAAAGAAUUUACAAUCCGCCCUCUGAUAUUAAUGAGCCGAUUUUGAAGACUGUGGCUUUUGCUGGUAACGAUAGAAUUGCUAUUAUGUGGACAAAUCGUGUUCAAACCACGCUUCGAGUAGUCCUUUGCGAUGAGAAUGGCAACACUUGCACCACAAUAUUUACAUACACGGAAGAAAAUGGUUGGAUUGAUAACAUUCCAAUGAUUUUCAACGAACAAGGCAACGCUUUCAUUACUAUAUUACCCAGUACAGUAAAUGGUGUUCGUUACAAGCAAAUAAUCCAAGUAUCCCAAGCAAGUCCUACUAACUGGGUUUCUGGACGUCGCACAAAUACAUCUCAUACUGUUGCUGAAAUUUUAUCGUGGGCGGCAGAUAAUACUAUAUGGUACAAAGCCAAUAGUGAAAGUGAUAGAGCAGAACAACAUAUUUACUCACUUAACAGUGAUAACGUUUUGAAUUGCUUCACUUGUAACAUUGUUCGACCUGGCGGAGGACAGUGUCUCUACAAUGAAGCAACUAUCUCCGAUACUCGGAUUACCAUUAACUGCGCUGGACCUGACAUCCCUCAAAUCUAUAUUUAUAACCUAAAUGGAACUAUGGUGUCUGUAUGGGAUGACAAUUCAAGAGUUGCUGAAUUGACAGCAACAUACAGCGUUCCUACCACAUUACGUAGGACUGUACCUUUAGGUCCAGGUCUCCCUGACGCUGAUGUUCUUCUUCAAGUGCCAUCUGAUUAUUUAUCUCGUUCAAACGUACCUCUUCUGGUUUAUGUGUACGGGGGCCCGGACACAUCUUUAGUUACUAGGCAAUGGAACGUCGACUGGGGCACAUCACUAGUCAGUCGCUAUGGCAUUGCAGUCGCUCGUAUUGAUGGGAGAGGUUCUAGUCUUCGAGGAGUUGAUAAUAUGUUUGCAUUGAACAGAAGACUUGGAACUGUGGAAAUUGAGGAUCAAAUUACUGUUACCAGAUUUCUGCAACAAGAGACUCACUGGAUAGACCGCAACCGCACGUGUAUCUGGGGCUGGUCGUACGGCGGGUACGCGGCGUCGCUGGCGCUGGCGCGCGGGGCGGACGUCUUCAGAUGCGCUAUUGCUGUUGCUCCAGUCGUCGAUUGGAGAUUUUAUGACACCAUCUAUACGGAAAGAUACAUGGACACUCCACAAGUGAACGUCGAAGGAUAUUCAAAUUCGUCUCUCCUGACCGAGGAAGUGGUGGAAGCGUACAGAAAUAAGCGGUACUUCUUAGUCCACGGAACUGAAGACGACAACGUACACUAUCAACAUGCCAUGUUGAUUUCCAGGCUGCUGCAACGAAGAGAUGUCUACUUCACUCAAAUGAGUUACACGGAUGAGAACCACAGUCUUGUCGGCGUGAGACCUCAUCUGUACCACGGUCUCGAGAAGUUCCUAAGAGAGAAUAUGUUUUAACAUUGUUUAUUUAAAUUUACCGUUAAAUAUACUAAGUGAAAUUUAAGACAUUCCAAUAAAAUAUUUUACUUAGAUAGACGUUAUUAAAAUAUAAUGAAUUAUUCUUCAAUAGUCAUUUGAUCGUUUUUCGUAAGACGAAAGAUUUUAUCUUCAUUAUAGCAGAUAGUAUAUUUUAUUGAAAAUGGAAAACAGGAUAUAUUGUACACAUAGUUUGAAAUAUAACUGCGUUAGAGUAAAAGCAGUUUAUUUGUUAAUUAUAAUAGAAAAAUUGAAUAAAUCCAUUUGUAAAUUAAGGAAUGUCAUAUACUACCAGCGCUUAUCUAGCAAGCAUGGAGUUAAUAUGUGAAAUAAGAAAAGCAGUAAUGUAUUUCAACACUCAAUAUUUACGUCAUCAGGUCAAUUUUAUAAUGAAAAAAACUAUGUUUCAUUAAUAGGGAUUCUAUUGCGUAAUUGUAAUAUUUUACGACUUGAAAUUUUGGUAAAAUGAUUGCCAUGUACAGCUGUAAAAGAAAACGAUGUUUCAAAUAAGUAAAGGAGCGUUUUUGGAUAUUACAUUGAAGAUUCUUAUAAAUACAAAAUUCAAUCAAACACCUUUAAAAUUUUAGUCAUUCUUUAUGGUAAAGUAAUAUAUACACUCUUUUGCUCGCUCGAUUCAUCCAUUUUUAUUCCUUGUGUAUUAUAUUUAUUAUGCUUCGAUAAUGAAAGUAUUUUCAAUUCUGUA